AUGGCGGCCGGUAGCUGGCCCAGGGCCAGUGCGUGGCGGCUCUUGCUCGCCGGCGGCGCUUCGCUCCUGUGGCUGCUUGUUGAUCUCCCAUGGGCCACGGCGGCGGUCCGCCGGAGCGACUUCCCGGCGUCUUUCCUCUUCGGCACCGCCACCUCCUCGUACCAGAUCGAAGGCGCAUACCUCGAGGGCAACAAGAGCUUAAGCAACUGGGAUGUCUUCACUCAUACACCAGGAAGAAUCGAAGAUGGAAGCACCGGGGAUACCGCGGAUGAUCACUAUCAUCGUUACGAGGAUGACAUUGAGCUCAUGCACUCUCUCGGCACGAACGCCUACAGAUUCUCGAUAUCAUGGGCCAGAAUUCUUCCAAAAGGAAGAUUCGGCCAAGUCAACCCGGAAGGCAUCGCUUUCUACAACAAACUCAUCGAUUCACUCCUGCUCAGAGGAAUAGAGCCAUUCGUGACGCUGGCCCACUACGACAUCCCGCAAGAGCUCGUGGACAGGUACGGUGCGUGGCUCAGCGCCGAGGUCCGUCGCGACUUCGGCUACCUGGCGGACGUGUGCUUCGCGGUGUUCGGCGACCGCGUCAAGCACUGGGCCACCUUCAACGAGCCCAACGUCGCCGUGACCAAGGGCUACAUGCUCGGCACCUACCCGCCGGGGCGCUGCUCGCCGCCGUACGGCUCCUGUGCCCAGGGAAACUCCGACGCCGAGCCCUACGUCGCCACGCACAACGUCGUCCUGUCCCACGCCACUGCCGUCGAGAUUUACAAGAGGAAGUACCAGAGAAGGCAGAAGGGCAUGAUUGGCAUUGUGAUGGCAGGCUUCUGGUUCGUUCCACUGACGGACACACCAGUGGACCGGAUGGCGACUGAACGGGCACUGGCCUUCAGUGUUCCAUGGUUUCUUGAUCCGAUAAUCUACGGCGACUACCCUCCGGAGAUGCGACAGCUCCUGGGCUCCAAGCUGCCGACCUUCUCGCCGGAGGAGAGGAGGAAGCUGGGUUACAAGCUGGACUUCAUCGGGAUCAAUCACUACACGACUCUGUACGUGAAGGACUGCAAGUUCACGUCAGAUUGCCCAUCGGGUCAGGAUAUCCAAUAUGCGCUGGCGGCCUACACCGGAGAAAGAAAUGGAGUUCCCAUCGGACCUCCAACAGCUAUGCCACUGUUCUUCGAUGUUCCUGACGGGAUAGAGAAGAUGGUCACCUACAUCAUGAAGAGAUACAACAAUCUUCCCAUGUUCCUAACCGAAAAUGGCUAUGCACAGGGUGGAGAUGGUUACAACCAUGUUGAAGAUUGGCUUGACGACCAGGGUAGGAUACAGUACCUCGAUGGUUACCUCACAAAACUUGCCAAAGUUAUCAGGGACGGCGCCGAUGUUCGAGGUUACUUCAUCUGGUCUCUCAUUGACAAUUUUGAGUGGACAUACGGAUACACCCUCCGGUUUGGACUUCACUAUGUUGACUACCAAACACAGGAAAGAAAGCCCAAGUCAUCCGCGCUGUGGUACAAACGGUUCCUCAAAACUGGAGGGAUCAUGGACGGACGCACCGGGGACGUAGCUGACGACCAACUACCAUCGCUACAUGGGAGAUGUGGAGAUCCUGCAAUCGCUGGGCGUCAACGCCUACAGAUUCUCCAUCUCAUGGGCGAGUAUUCCACCAAGAGGCCGGCUUGGUGCGUCAAUGCAGGUGGGAUAGCCUUCUACAACCUUCUGAUUGAUGCGCUCCUGCAGAAAGGGAUCCAGCCAUUCGUCACUCUGAACCAUUUCGACAUGCCGCACGAGCUGGAGGUCCGAUACGUCGGCUGGCUGGGCGCUGGGAUCCGGGAGGAGUACGCGUACUACGCGGACGUCUGCUUCGGGGCGUUCGGCGACCGGGUGAGGUUCUGGACGACGUUCAACGAGCCCAACCUGUUCACCAAGUUCGAGUACAUGCUGGGCGCGUACCCUCCCAGCCACUGCUCGCCGCCGUUCGGCAGCUGCAACAGCGGCAACUCGGACAGGGAGCCGUACGCCGCGGCGCACAACAUCAUCAUGUCCCACGCCGCCGCCGUCCGCAACUACAAGGACAACUACCAGGCGAAGCAGGGCGGCUCCAUCGGGAUCGUGAUCGCCAUGAAAUGGUAUAUACGAGCCGCUGACGAAUACCACGGAGGACAUUCUGGCGGCGCGACGCGCGCAGUCUUUCGAGACCGAGUGUACUUCUUGUAUUACUUGCUUCGUUACUGUUCGUAUACGGUGAAAUUUGCCGCGCGCCCGUCUCUGAUUUGUAUUGUGAACCUCUCGCAGACUGCGCUGGCUGGUUUCUACGAUGUCCCAGAGGCCAUAGAGCCGGCUAUCAUGUAUGUCAACGGUAGGUACAAGGACACGCCGGUGUAUAUCACUGAGAACGGUUUCUCACAAUGGAGUGAUGCCAACAGGGAAGAGCUGAUCAACGACGUGGCAAGAAAGAACUACCUGCAGGGCUACGUCACAUGCCUAUCCAAAGCAGUCAGGAAAGGGGCCGAUGUGCGUGGCUACUUCGUGUGGUCUCUUCUCGACAACUUCGAGUGGAACUCUGGGUACACACAAAGAUUCGGGCUCUACCAUGUCGACUACAAGACACAAAAGCGAACCCCAAAACUGUCUGCGAAAUGGUAUAGUGAGUUCCUCAAGGGGUCACCCCUGAGAACAAGGUCCCAAAAUGGAAAUUCCUACAAGUACAGUGCCUAA
Molecule: messenger RNA, 2712 nt
Organism: Miscanthus lutarioriparius
Lineage: Eukaryota; Viridiplantae; Streptophyta; Magnoliopsida; Poales; Poaceae
Source: the annotation of a GenBank genome assembly